This is a messenger RNA of Aspergillus nidulans FGSC A4, 1452 nucleotides long. RefSeq lists its product as uncharacterized. The record is from RefSeq and is a predicted model, not a curated record. The transcript is spliced from 3 exons. Gene Ontology annotation, biological process: proteolysis. Lineage: Eukaryota; Fungi; Ascomycota; Eurotiomycetes; Eurotiales; Aspergillaceae. The coding region runs from base 1 to 1452 and encodes 483 amino acids. Gene Ontology annotation, molecular function: aspartic-type endopeptidase activity.
AUGGGCCAACUCGCGUGCUAUGUCAGUCUCUGGACGACGGUCUUACUGUCUGCCUCUGCUGCUUCAGAACGAUACCUUCCUGUUGUUAAAAGAGAUGACCCGGCCGUAGUCUCUGCGAGAUUACAUGCGCCUCCGGCUCCAGCAAUUCCAGCGCUUCAAGCGAGGGAUACUAUCUCAGCACCAGCGUUGAAAGACUCGAAAUUUGGACAGGGCGGCUACUGGCUCAAUGUAUCGAUUGGAACGCCUCCACAACCAGUUGCAUUGCUGGUUGACGCGCAGGAUACAGGCAUUGUUGUGAUGUACCCCGGCUCUCAGAAUGUAGACUGUUCCGACUACCGAUAUUGUGAUUUUUAUGGACAGUUUGCUCCCCAGAACUCGUCUUCUUUCGCUUCAUAUGACGAGGACUGGCAGCAGGAACUUCCAACUUCCUUCAGCGGCUUUGAUACGCUCCGCGUGGGUGAUUCAAAGCCAAUCAAUAUCUCUCUGGGGCUUGUCGCGGUCGACAACGUCUCUAGCUACAGUUCCAUCGGGAUCGGUCCAUCCAAUACCAGCUUCCCCUACCAGCUGGUAGACCGCGGCCUUAUCAAUACCCCAUCAUUCAGUGCGUGGCGGGAUGCUGUUCAAGACGCAGACCCAGACCUAGAACAACACCCAAACCACAGUCCCGGCAGUAUAUUAUUCGGCGGCAUCAACGCUGCCAAAUUCAUUGGGCCUCUCCACGCCUUUUCCUUCAGGGACUCCCUUCCUUCCAUGACCCUUCCCGUGCAUGGCGUCCAGAUUCACGUCGAUCCUGCAGCCGGCCUGCCAUCUACUGCAAAUUUCUCUAGCACAGAAGUCCUUAUAAACUCCACCUUCAAGGAAACACUCUUCGACCUGCAAACCAGAUAUGUUUCCACAUAUGUACCUCUUGAAACAGCAAUGAUCAUCUACAAUGCGCUCAACCUAACAACCAACCGCCGAGACGACGGAUACUAUACUGCCCCGGAAAUCCCUUGCAGUCGCAAAACCGAGAACCACACACUAACCUUCUUAAUCGGCUCCGCAGCGUUCGAUAUCCCCUGGACCGCAUUCCUGCAUCCCUCCAACAUUCCCAGUCAAGGGAUCUGCUACUUCUAUAUCCAGCCUCCAUACGAGGAAGAUCCGCUCUUCGCGGGGACUUUGGGGAGUACACUGCUGAGUCAAUUGUACCUUGCCGUCGACUACAAUAGUAUGAUGAUCGGAAUCGCGCCGAUUAACCGGAAUUCCCCGCAAGAUGAAAUAUUAGAAAUUGGGACCGAGGCACCGCAGUUUCCUGGUGGUGUUGGGGAUUUCCCUGAGACAGUUACGGCGUAUACGCCCGCACCAACAGAGACGAUUGCUACGGAGACGUCGGAUGGGUGGGCAGCUAUGAGGACUGCAGCACCUUGUGUAUUGCCUGCGGUUGCGGGGGCUGUGUUAAUAGGGUUGAUUUAG